Molecule: messenger RNA, 2281 nt
Organism: Haplochromis burtoni (Burton's mouthbrooder)
Lineage: Eukaryota; Metazoa; Chordata; Actinopteri; Cichliformes; Cichlidae
Gene: eef1e1
Product: eukaryotic translation elongation factor 1 epsilon 1
Exons: 4
Coding region: 55-576 (173 amino acids)
Biological process (GO): positive regulation of DNA damage response, signal transduction by p53 class mediator
Cellular component (GO): cytoplasm; aminoacyl-tRNA synthetase multienzyme complex; nucleus
Source: RefSeq, a predicted model, not a curated record
UUUAAGCCAAUCACAUCAUUCGCACACUACCCUGCCCGUCCGACAGUCACAAACAUGGCGUUGCGGGAGCUAUCUUCGCUGGAGAAAUACCUUGGACAAAAAAAGGCGAAUAAGUACAGUACGCAGGGGGAUAAAAAGGUACCUGUGCUACAGAAUAAUAAUGGUCCUCCGCUGGUGGGGUUGGUGACCAUCGCCUGUCACCUGGCGAAAGAGGCCAAGCGCCCAGAGCUGCUGGGUGACACCGCAGAGAGCAGAGCGGUGGUGCAGCAGUGGCUCGAGUACAGAGUGACCAAACUCGACAGUUGCACAAAGGAAGACAUCAAGACCGUCCUAAAGGACCUCAAUCUCUACCUGCAAGACAAGGUCUAUCUGGCCGGAAACCAGUUCACCUUAGCUGAUGUUUUUAUGUACUAUGGAAUCCAUCCAGUCAUAGUUGACUUGGCCAUCCAGGACAGGGAGCAGUAUGUGAAUGUUACCCGCUGGUUCGACCACAUCCAGCGCUACCCUGGUGUCCGGCACCACCUCCCUCCAGUAGCUGUGCUCAGGAACAGAAUUUACACCAGCAGACACCACUGAGACCUGACCACCACCCUCCGCCUAUCCAGUCUCACUCAUCACUAUCCUGCCGCAGAUCUGGACAACUCGUGUGCUUACCAAGACUGCGUCACAUCACAAUCAUAACUUCCAUACUGUAACACUGAUAUUCUGCGUUUUAGAUUCUUAUUCUCGCCUAGAUGUUUUUGUUUUAGUCGCAAACCUGUACUCUUAUCUUUGGUUAUGUAGGAUAGGCAAAGAACACAGUUUUUCUAUGUUAGGUACUAUAAAGGGAAUAACUGCUACUACAAAUGUAAUUCAGUUCAAUCAUUCUUUCACACAAGGUCACUCCUUUAAUAAAUAUAUUGCCUGAUAGAGUAGCCUUUUUGUUUUAAUGAAGCGUUAGGAAGGAAGGAAGUGAAGGAAAGAAGGGUGUCUGUCACUGUAACCCUUUGGUGACUCAGUAAUGCUAACACUAUGAGAAGUCUGGCACCUUAAUGCUUACUCAGUGAUGAUGGGAGCGACGAUUUGAGGCCGUUUGUUUUGUUUUUGACUUUGGAAAGUCUUGUGUGGCUUUGUGGGUUGCAGUAAAAUGCUGCUAGCUUGGCUGAAAGGUGUUUCUAUUUAUGAAUGAUUAUUUGUUUAAUCUGAGCCUUGAACUCAAACAUGUGAUAAGUAUUACAGUUUCAAAGAAGGUUUAAGAUGUUACUUAACUGGAAGCACGUUAUGUCCUUGGGGAAACGCUGCUUCCUCCGUGCAGCCUCACAGUCGGUCCCAUUUCUAGGAUGUUCCAGGUUCCAUAUCGUGACCCCACAGACUUGUGGGUAUUGCCAUCGUCUCCUUGUAUCUGAUGCUAUUUUGUUAGGAUUUCAUUUUUCCGUGUGCAUUUAGUGGACGGUUUAGUUUCUGUGUGUGUGCUUGUGUGCGUUUUUUUGUUCUUUUCCUGAUUACAUCCCCGCUCCGUGUUCCACUUCCUCACCACCAGCUGUGUGGGCAGCAGUGAGCAGUUGAGCGUCAGCCCCAGAGUCAGAGAUCAGAGUGAGGCUCCAAUCAGUCCCACUACCACCACUGUUGAUGCUGCAGGCCAGAGAGAGGGCAGCGGGCUCACCAGCUGCCACACAGAUCCAGCCAGCCAAGGCCAGAACCCAGGCCCCUGGGCGACAGUCAGCCACUGUGUGUCAUUUCAACCCUCACGCUCCCAUGGGGCUACUGAAGAGAGAAGGACGAAGGGAGGCAGAGAGUGAGCGAGGGAGGAAAGGAGAGAGGGCCACGCAGAGAAGAAGAGCACCCAGAGGCAGAGGGAUCUUUUUGUGACAUGUGAACAAUAAUCAGUGCCUCCGAAAGCCUCACUGCUGCUGACUGGCUGUUUGCUAUUAGCACCAUUAACAGGCCAAAUCAUGGCAGUGUUGGUCUAACCUGUGUUUUAGCAUCAUGAAGCUGCGAUAAAAGCAGAAUGAGGUAGGGUUAGAGGAGUAACGCCAUAAAAUCAUCCUUUACUUAAACCUUACAGCUCUUACAUGGUGGGACUGACAACUUUAUGUAAUACUCUUCAUAGCUUUAUCGUUCUGUUUUUAGAUGUUGACAUUUCAGCCAUGUUUUUUUGUUGUUUUAAAUCCCCUUCCCGCCAGCAUGUCUUGCAUAUUGUUCAUUGCUUAAACCUCAGCGGUUUGUUAUCCGGUGUAAUCAUGACGCUCAUCCUGUGCCAAUAAAUCAAAGGGAUCCGCAGCUCAUGACCCCUGAUUUCUUA